Molecule: messenger RNA, 867 nt
Organism: Rhipicephalus sanguineus (brown dog tick)
Lineage: Eukaryota; Metazoa; Arthropoda; Arachnida; Ixodida; Ixodidae
Product: peptidylglycine alpha-amidating monooxygenase
Exons: 9
Coding region: 64-867 (267 amino acids)
Biological process (GO): peptide metabolic process
Cellular component (GO): extracellular region; membrane
Molecular function (GO): copper ion binding; oxidoreductase activity, acting on paired donors, with incorporation or reduction of molecular oxygen, reduced ascorbate as one donor, and incorporation of one atom of oxygen
Source: RefSeq, a predicted model, not a curated record
CGUCUUGGUGCUUGUAUUGCAGUAAACUUUAAGCCGAAGCCAAAUCAUAGCACAGCAAGUCACAUGCUGCUUAUCGGCUGUGGAAACGUCUUCAGGAAGGAUCACCUUCACCCAGGCUCCUGGAACUGCGAUCGCAACGCUGUUUGUGACAACCUGACUGUCCUCUAUGGCUGGGCCCGCAAUGCAGCUAGCACACAGCUGCCAGAAGGUGUGGGAUUCCAAGUUGGCCAACGAACAUCUGUUAGAUAUUUGGUCCUUCAAGUGCAUUAUGACAGCCCAAUGCCAGAUGGGGAGUCUGAUACUACAGGGCUGGAGCUGCUGAUUGACCUGCAGCCGCAAAGGUACUUGGCUGGAAUCCACGUAUUCUAUGCCAAGGACAGGACCAUCCCACCUGGUCGCACGAACUUUCCUGUGGACGUCAACUGUGUGGCGAGCCGAGAGGAGCCCAUCUUUGUCUUCGCCUACCGGGUGCACACGCACUCCUUGGGGCGUGCCGUUACCGCCUACUUGCUGCACAAUGGCCAAUGGAGCUUGCUGGUCAAGGGAGAUCCACACCAACCACAGGCAUUUUAUCCUUUGAACAAGACUGUGCCUGUCAAACCUGGUGACGUUUUGGCGUCCCGCUGCACAUACAACACCAUGUCCAGGACGCUUCCUACGGAAAUCGGGCCAGGAGCUAGACAAGAGAUGUGCAACCUGUACCUGAUGUAUUACGCAUUGCGGUCUAGUGGUCGUACAUCGGGUCAGUGUGAAAACCUAGAGCGGCCAGCACUAGUGAGCCAGAUUCCACUAGAAAAUGUUGGUGGCGAGGAAACUGUGGUGGAAGGAUUUCCAGCAACUGGGAGCCAUUAUGGUAAGCUACCGUAA